CUUUCAGAGCGCGGCUACCGCGGACGGUCAGGGAGCAGACCGCUGGCUUACCGGGAACACUAACCAACGCUGAGGCGGGGGAAGCUCCACGCACAGCGGCAGCUGAGCGGAGGAUUUACCUGACGCUCCUCACGGUGCAUUUACGGACCUUUUUCUUAUCCACCUCGGGGGAUUAGACCAAGUGUUGUGGGACUGGAGGAAUUCCAAGACUCUUUGCUAACUGUCUGUAAUCUUGGGACCCCCGUGCAUCCAUUUCUUCAACAUCUUCUCCGAAAUGCAAACGUCUAGGAAACCCUAGAACAUGGAGGGCACGAAGACUCUUGUGACAAAGAACUAAAGCUGUCAAAGGCGUCUCAGUAUCAGCUGUAUCAGUGAUGUCAGGCAAACAAACGUGUCCAUCUAUGAACCUGUGAGGUCAUAGCCAUCUAACAGCAGCAUCAGCACCAGAGGAGAGUUUACCAGCAGUCGGACCAUGGACCUUAGAUUUAGACGACUGUCGCCUCUCACCAGGGCAGCUCUUCAUCUCCUGCUGCUGGCCAGACUGGUGCUUCCUUCUCACACAGAGAGCACGCCCAGCUUCAUCAAGUCCCCCGAGGAUCAAACGGGGAUUUCGGGAGGAGUGGCGUCGUUCGUAUGCCAGGCGGUCGGUGAGCCCAAGCCUCGCAUUACCUGGAUGAAAAAGGGGAAGAAAGUCAGCUCCCAGCGCUUUGAGGUGAUUGAGUUUGACGACGGCUCAGGCUCAGUCCUGCGUAUCCAGCCGCUGAGGACCCACCGCGAUGAGGCCAUCUAUGAAUGCACCGCCACCAACAGCGUGGGAGAGAUCAACACCAGCGCCAAGCUCACUGUCUUAGAGGAGGACCAGAUACCACACGGCUUCCCCACCAUAGACAUGGGGCCCCAGCUGAAGGUUGUGGAAAGAACGCGUACGGCUACAAUGCUGUGUGCAGCCAGCGGAAACCCCGAUCCAGAGAUCUAUUGGUUCAAAGAUUUCCUGCCUGUGGAUAUUAGUAGCAGCAAUGGGCGCAUUAAGCAGCUGCGAUCAGGAGCGCUUCAGAUUGAAAACAGCGAGGAGUCGGACCAGGGCAAAUACGAGUGUGUGGCUGUCAACAGCGCUGGGACUCGUUAUUCGGCUCCGGCUAACCUUUAUGUUCGAGUUCGCCGUGUGCCGCCCCGUUUCUCCAUCCCCCCCACCAAUCAUGAGGUGAUGCCCGGAGGCAGCGUCAACCUGACCUGCGUUGCAGUCGGCGCUCCCAUGCCUUACGUCAAGUGGAUAAGUGGUGAAGUGGAGCUGACCCGGGAGGAUGAGAUGCCCAUUGGCCGCAAUGUACUGGAGCUCACCAACAUCCGCCAAUCUGCCAAUUACACCUGUGUGGCCAUAUCCUCCCUGGGCAUGAUCGAGACUACAGCUCAGAUCACAGUCAAGGCUCUUCCCAAGAUGCCCACUUCCCUCACUGUGACAGAAACCACGGCCACCAGUGUCACCCUGACUUGGGACUCCGGCAACCCAGAACCUGUGUCCUACUAUGUUAUUCAGUAUCGUGCCAAAUUGUCUGAGAACGGUUUCCAGGAAGUAGAUGGUGUCGCCACAACCCGCUACAGCAUUGGUGGCCUCAGCCCCUUCUCUGAAUACGAGUUUCGUGUCAUGGCUGUGAACAACGUUGGCCGGGGUCCUCCUAGCAGCAUCGUGGACACCCGUACAAGUGAGCAAGCACCCUCAUCACCACCUCUUCAUGUCCAGGCACGCAUGCUGAGCUCCAGCACCAUGCUGGUCCAGUGGGAACCUCCCGAAGAGCCCAAUGGCCAAAUCCGGGGCUAUCGGGUCUACUACAGCUCAGAUCAUGAUGCCCCGCUCAGCGCCUGGCAGAAGCACAACACAGAUGACAGCCAUUUCACCACCAUCUCAGGCCUGGCAACAGAUAUCACCUACAGCCUGAGGGUGCUGGGCUUCACCUCAGUGGGAGAUGGGCCUCCCUCUGACACUCUACAGAUCAAAACCAGGCAGGGAGUUCCAGCUCAGCCAUCUGACUUUGACGGUGAGGCUGAGCUAGACUCACGCAUCAUGCUGUCAUGGCUUUGGCCUGUCCAGGAACCCAUCAUUAGCUUUGAACUGGUGUACUGGGAAGCCAACAAUCCCACAGACAAGCACCGCGUCACUUUCGAUGCAGCAGGCUCCUAUGCAGUCGAUGGUCUAAAGCCAGACACGCUGUACAUCUUCUCCCUGGCAGCCCGAUCUGAGAUGGGCUUAGGCGUCUUCACUCAGCCUAUUGAAUGCAGGACAGCUCAGUCCACCCCAUCAGCCCCACCCCAGGAAGUACAUUUGCUCAGCCUCAGUUCCACCAGCAUCGAGGUGAGUUGGGUGGCCCCACCCACAGACAGCCAGCACGGUGAGAUUGUUGGCUACUCUCUGGCCUACCAAGCACUUACGGGAGAGGACCAGAAACGCCACCAGGUGUCAGGGAUUGGUCCUGAUAUCACCAGCUACAUUUUGGAGGACCUGGAGAAGUGGACGGAGUAUUUGGUGUGGGUGAGGGCUCACACAGAUGUUGGGCCAGGUCCAGAGAGCCCUGCAGCUAAAGUCAGAACCAAGGAAGAUGUGCCUGGAGCUCCUCCCAGGAAGGUGGAGGUAGAGGCCCUGAACUCUACUGCCCUCAGGGUGAGCUGGAAGCCCCCGCUGUCUGUGAAGCAGCAUGGGCAGAUCAGAGGAUACCAGCUGGUUUACUCCAGGCUAGAGAACGGGGAGCCUCACGGCCAGCCGGUCAUCCUGGAUGUUAACCUCCCUGAAGCCCAGGAGGCCUUUAUAGCAGGUCUGCUCCCAGAAACAACCUAUUCUGUGACUGUGGCUGCAUAUACUACCAAGGGUGACGGAGCUCGCAGCAAGGCCAAGGUGGCUACCACCACAGGAGCAGUUCCUGGAAAGCCUACUAUGAUGAUCAGCACCACCAUCGGGAACACUGCUCUAAUCCAGUGGCAGCCCCCUAAAGAAAUGGUUGGGGAGCACAUGGGAUACCAACUGCAGUACAAGAGAGCAGAGGAGGAAGCUUUCACCAUUAAACACUUCAAGAAGACAGAUGAUCAUUUCACAGUCACCGGCCUCCACAAGGGUGCUGUGUACAUCUUCAAACUGUGUGCCAAAAACAGAGCAGGGAAUGGGGAGGAGUAUGUAAAAGAGAUCAGCACCCCCGAGGACAUUCCCAGCAGCUACCCGCAAAAUCUGAGCGUGGUUGGCCUUACUGCUACUUCCACCAAACUGGCCUGGGACCCGCCUCCUCUGGCUGAAAGAAAUGGGAAGAUUGUGAAGUAUGUGGUGAUGUACCGAGACAUUAACAGCCCGAACAACAGCACCAACGUUACCACAGAUACGCAGAUGACCGUCCACGGUUUGCAGCCUGACACAACCUAUGACAUAAGAGUCCAAGCUUUCACCAGCAAGGGCGGAGGACCUAUCAGCCCCAGCAUCCAGAGCAGGACCAUGUCCACCUCCAUGCCAGUGUUUACCAAGAACUUUGGUGUGAAGGCUGUGACAAAGACCUCGGUCCUACUGACCUGGGAAGUGCCAGAAACAUACAAAUCUCAAGUGCCUGUCAAGAUUCUGUACAACCAGCAGAGUGUGGAGGUUCAAGGCAACCUGAAAAGGAAGCUGAUCACACAGCUGCAGCCAGACACUGAUUAUUCGUUUGUGCUAAUGAGCCGAGGGAAUAGUGCUGGCGGCCUCCAACAGCAGGUCUCCAUCCGAACGGCUCCGGACCUUCUGACAGUGAAACCAGCUCAACACCAUAUAGAUGUGGAGGAAGGUGGUAAAGUGACUAUCAGCCUGCCGAAGGUCCCGGCUGCAGCGGCUGUCAGGUGGUACUACAUAGUGGUUGUCCCUGUCACUCCAGCUUCUCUGAGGAGAUGGGAAAACCCUGAAGACAUGGACAUACAAGAGCUUCUGGAGUCCGGUGCUGACAGCAGCCUGCAGAGAAGGAAAAGACAGAGCAAUGACUUCCUGCAGCCCUACAUUGCUGCCAAGCUGGAUACGCUCCCUGAGAUCUUCACUCUGGGUGAUGAAAAGAAAUACAGCGGCUUCUACAACAAACAGCUCCCUGGACAGCAGCAGUACCGCUGCUUCGUUUUGGCUGACCUGACGGACCACGAGUCUCAGAGGACAUUUGCAGCCAGCCCUUUCUCUGAUCCCUUCACGGUGAAGAUCAGUGGGGUUAUUCGACAACCACAAGAAGACCCAGAGAUGCUGUGGGUGAUGGGUCCGGUGCUGGCAGUCAUUCUGAUUAUCAUUAUAGUCAUCGCUAUUUUACUCUUCAAAAGGAAACGAACGUCUCCAGCCAAGGAUGAGCACAUGGCAGGAGUGAAGGACUCGCUGCUGGCCCACUCGUCAGAUCCUGUGGAGAUGAGGAGACUCAACUAUCAGACACAAGGGAUGAGGGAACAUCCUCCCAUCGCUAUUUGUGACCUGGCCGACCACAUUGAGAGACUCAAGGCCAACGAUGGUCUGCACUUCUCUCAGGAGUACGAGUCUAUUGAUCCAGGACAGCAGUUCACCUGGGAGCACUCCAACCUGGAGGUCAACAAGCCAAAGAACCGUUAUGCAAAUGUUAUUGCUUACGACCACUCCAGGGUCAUCCUCACACCUGUGGACGGAGUUCCAGGUAGUGACUAUAUAAAUGCCAACUACAUUGACGGGUACAGGAAACAGAAUGCUUACAUCGCUACCCAGGGUCCGCUGCCAGAGACGCUAAGUGACUUCUGGAGGAUGGUAUGGGAGCAGAGGACAUGCACCAUCGUUAUGAUGACUCGCCUGGAGGAGAAGUCACGGGUGAAAUGUGACCAGUAUUGGCCCAGUCGAGGCACGGAGACGUAUGGGAUGAUUCAAGUGACCAUGUUGGACACACUGGAGCUGGCUACGUACAGUGUGAGAACGUUUGCCCUCUAUAAGAAUGGCUCCAGUGAAAAAAGAGAAGUUCGACAGUUCCAGUUUCUGGCUUGGCCAGACCAUGGAGUGCCUGAGUAUCCGACCCCAACACUGGCCUUUCUACGCAGAAUCAAGUCCUGCAAUCCUCAAGAUGCUGGACCCAUGGUGGUUCACUGCAGCGCCGGUGUGGGCCGGACGGGCUGCUUUAUUGUGAUUGACGCCAUGUUGGAGAGGAUGAAACACGAGAAGUCGGUGGACAUAUACGGUCAUGUGACGUGCAUGCGAGCUCAAAGGAACUACAUGGUGCAGACAGAGGAUCAGUACAUAUUCAUCCACGAGGCCCUGCUGGAAGCUGCAGUCUGUGGCAACACAGAAGUCCCUGCCCGCAACCUGUACGCCCACAUCCAGAAGCUCACCCAGGUGCCCGCUGGAGAGGCGGUGACAGCUAUGGAACUGGAGUUUAAGAAACUGGCCAACUCUAAAGCACAUACCUCAAGAUUCAUCAGUGCCAACCUGCCGUGCAACAAAUUCAAGAACCGCCUGGUGAACAUCAUGCCUUUCGAGUCUACUCGCGUCUGCCUGCAGCCGAUCAGAGGGGUGGAGGGCUCUGAUUACAUCAAUGCCAGCUUCAUCGACGGGUACAGGCAGCAGAAAGCCUACAUGGCCACCCAGGGCCCGUUAGCCGAGACCACAGAGGACUUCUGGAGAAUGCUGUGGGAGCACAACUCCACCAUAGUAGUGAUGCUCACCAAACUCCGAGAGAUGGGACGGGAAAAGUGCCAUCAGUACUGGCCUGCUGAGCGCUCUGCACGUUACCAGUACUUUGUUGUGGACCCGAUGGCCGAGUACAACAUGCCUCAGUACAUCCUCCGAGAGUUCAAAGUCACUGAUGCCCGGGAUGGUCAAUCGAGGACCAUCAGGCAGUUUCAGUUCACGGAUUGGCCAGAGCAAGGAGUGCCAAAAACCGGGGAGGGAUUCAUUGACUUCAUUGGCCAAGUGCAUAAAACUAAAGAGCAAUUCGGACAAGAUGGACCCAUCACUGUUCACUGCAGUGCUGGUGUUGGGAGGACUGGUGUGUUUAUUACUCUGAGCAUCGUUCUGGAAAGGAUGAGGUAUGAAGGAGUGGUCGACCUCUUCCAGACCGUCAAGACUCUCCGAACUCAGAGACCAGCUAUGGUGCAGACAGAGGAUCAGUACCAGCUGUGCUACCGGGCUGCUCUGGAGUACCUGGGAAGCUUUGAUCACUAUGCAACAUAACCCUACCCAGAAAGAUGCCCUCAGAGGAGAUUUGUGUCUCUUCUGAGCCACAUCCACUCUGCUCCAUUGGCCCCUGCAGGCUGAUGAGGAGGCUCUGAAGAGGACUGAUGAGGAUAUGACCACAGCAGGAAUCAGGAGAGAUUAAUGGAAAGAGGAGAGGCGAUGUGAUGACCUCCCCCUCCUGGACUGGUGCCAUGAUUCUGCCACAGACCCCACACAAAAACCUCCCAAAAAACAACCCUGAAAGACUCGUACUGUACUCAUGCCUCAUUCUGAUCCCUGCGACUCCCCAAUUUCUGCCUCC
This is a messenger RNA of Pelmatolapia mariae (spotted tilapia), 6467 nucleotides long. It is a transcript of the gene ptprfa, whose product is annotated as protein tyrosine phosphatase receptor type Fa. Gene Ontology annotation, molecular function: protein tyrosine phosphatase activity; protein binding. Bases 473 to 6163 code for a protein of 1896 amino acids. Gene Ontology annotation, cellular component: signaling receptor complex. The transcript has 33 exons. NCBI's taxonomy places the organism in Eukaryota, Metazoa, Chordata, Actinopteri, Cichliformes, Cichlidae. The record is from RefSeq and is a predicted model, not a curated record. Gene Ontology annotation, biological process: peptidyl-tyrosine dephosphorylation involved in inactivation of protein kinase activity.